CUGGACUGAACAUGGCGAGUGUAAGUCCCACCUAGAAGCCAGCCAAGCAAAAGCGUUGAAUUUCCAUUCGACACUGUUCAUCAAGGAUAGUGUGAACACAUUGGUCUAAUGGAGAAAUUCAAGAGCAUGGAUUUCUCUGCGACUGCCCACGAGCUGUUCGAGUCCGCCAAGGAAGCCAAGGAGAAAUCCGAGGAGGCAAUCAAGGCCGGGGUGAAGAACUCGCAGGAUAAGGUAAAGGAGGUCGCGGAAUUGGUGCUGGACGAGGCACACAAGGCCGCCGGGAGCGCCAAGGAGUUCGUCAAGGGCGCGGUCCAUCGAGUGGAAGGAUAUGCCGACAAUCUCAAGACAGGCUCCAGCGAGAUCAAGGGCAACCUCAAAGACAACCUCUCGCGAGCUCUGGAUCAAAACAAGGGGAAUUUCACAAUGGAGACAUUGGGCAGCUACCCAAUGGCCAUGGUGAAUUGGUGUAGCAAUGCUUGUGGAUCGUCCAAGAAUCACUACAAGGACAUGGCUGACGAUGUUACCGAAGUUCUCAAGGAGUCAGCCACCAAGCUUGAGCACGAGACCGCGGCGGCUACGUCCUCUAAAACCGAUUGAUCAAACAAAAUCUCCAUACAUGAUUAGAAUGAUAAGAACUUAUUCAUUUGCUAGCUUUCACGAUAUGUUCAAGAGCUUUUUCAUUUGCUAGCUUUCCCGGAAAUCUAUUCUAAGAUCACGAUGUAUUGAGCUUUUUCAAAUCCAUAAACUAUUUAUCCAUUAGAACGA
Messenger RNA from Selaginella moellendorffii, 765 nucleotides. RefSeq lists its product as uncharacterized. Lineage: Eukaryota; Viridiplantae; Streptophyta; Lycopodiopsida; Selaginellales; Selaginellaceae. The record is from RefSeq and is a predicted model, not a curated record. The transcript has 2 exons. Bases 109 to 597 code for a protein of 162 amino acids.